This is a messenger RNA of Acipenser ruthenus (sterlet), 13036 nucleotides long. Its product is annotated as insulin receptor-like. NCBI's taxonomy places the organism in Eukaryota, Metazoa, Chordata, Actinopteri, Acipenseriformes, Acipenseridae. Gene Ontology annotation, cellular component: insulin receptor complex; axon; membrane. Gene Ontology annotation, biological process: positive regulation of kinase activity; cell surface receptor protein tyrosine kinase signaling pathway; positive regulation of MAPK cascade. The transcript has 21 exons. Gene Ontology annotation, molecular function: insulin receptor activity; insulin receptor substrate binding; phosphatidylinositol 3-kinase binding. The coding region runs from base 1375 to 5439 and encodes 1354 amino acids. The record is from RefSeq and is a predicted model, not a curated record.
UCCGAGCCUGUGUCUAUCCUGACUCCGAUUUUCAGGGAGGACUCCAAUCCGUGUUUUGUAUCUUUCCUUUCCAACCCCAGCUGACUGGCCGCUCUUGUUUACUGGCAAAAAGAUACAGAGUGAGACUGAGUGAGGUACAGCGGACAAGGGGGGGAAAACAUACAAGUUUUAAUCUUUUUGCAAAUCCUCAAGGCUUGUUUAUCUUGCUGUUCCGCGUCUCGCAGUAUUUUCUCAUAAAAACAAACCAUUGAGAGGAGACCGCCUGGAUUCGGAUAUAUAUCCAAACAAAAAGGAGAAAUAUCAUUUCUGUUUGUAUUUUUUUUUUCUCACACUUUCAACCACUGUGGUGGGAGCAACUACUGCAAUGGUUUUAUUUGUAUUGUGAAAAAGGAUUGCAAAUUUCCAUUGUUUUCUGGUGUGUUUUUUUAAACAAUCUAUUUGGGAAAAUAGCCAAGGAGUUGAAAAGGAAACAUUAAAAAAAGGAAGGACUUUUUUUUUUAAUGAAAAGGGAAAAGCAAUCUAUUUUUUUUUUUUUUAAACGAAUGAUUUCCUGACGAUUGAUGGGAUGGGUUGUGUUUUUAAGGGACGUUUUAGCACAAUGAUUUCCCCUUGAUAAGGAAAUUGAGAAAAAAAAUCAAGUGUCGUGGGAAAAUAACUGUGUUACUAUAAAAGAACAGUAGCUGGUGGAUACAGUUUUAUGAGGCUUUACGAGCACAAGAAGUACAGCAGAAUGUUACAAAGAUUUGAAAUAAGAAAACACACACAGCAACUAAUGAAAAUUUUAUGAAAAAGUUGAACUAUUCCGUGUGGAAUAGGAGACUAAAACAUUUUUAAAUAGUUUUUUUUUUCUUGUUUGUGACUAAUUUGCCCGCAGCAGAAGCUUCUGAGGCUUGGUUAACACAACUAGAAUAUAUUCUGGAGAAAAUACAGGGAUUUGCCACCCCUUUCGGACCUCCUGACUAAGAACAGUUGGUAGUGUGGGAUUCGUUUUUUUUUUCUCGAGUCUAGGAGGAUUUUCUCAAACAAACUUCAAGAGAGAAAUCUGAAGAAAAAUCCACAAUCACUUUGCAAUUUUAAAAAUGAAACACUGGUUUUGCCUUAUCGUCCUCAAAAACCAAGAUGACUUAAAAUAGUGUGAAUUUAAUCUGAAAAAAUAAAUAAAUAAAUAAAAUAUAUAUUUAUAGGCUAUAUAUUGUUUUUAUUAAACAAGUUGUGCCUUUCCCCAACCCACCCCUUUUUGGUGGGGUGAUUUCUGAUUUAUUUUUGUUUUAAAAUACAGCAUAUUCGCAAGAAUAUUAGUUUGUUUUUUAAAACACCUUUUUGGAGUUAUUAAUUUUCCACGUUUUUGGAUUAAAGAAACCUAUUGGGGCCAGGAUGCGGCUGAAGAUUUCAGCGCUUGUUUUGGUCACUUUAUUCUACGUUUUAAGCAACUCCGGUCAAACAGAUGGGGAAAUUUGCCGGAGUAUGGACAUCCGGAACAACAUCACCCAUCUGCACAUGAUCGAGAACUGCACCGUGAUUGAAGGUCACCUGCAAAUCCUGCUCAUGUUUAAGACGAAACCCUCGGAUUUCAGUGGCCUGCGGUUCCCCAAGCUCGUGAUGAUCACGGACUACCUGCUGCUGUUUCGUGUCUACGGGCUGGAGAGUCUCCGGGACCUCUUUCCCAACCUGACGGUCAUCCGGGGCACCCACCUCUUCUUCAACUACGCCUUGGUCCUCUUCGAGAUGCUGCAGCUCAAAGAGAUCGGGCUGCACAGCCUCAUGAACGUGACGCGGGGGGCCGUGCGCAUCGAGAAGAACCCCGAGCUCUGCUACCUGUCCACUCUCGACUGGUCCAAGAUCCUCGACUCGGUGGAGGACAACUACAUCGUCUCCAACAAGGACGAUCGCGAGUGCGGAGACGUCUGCCCCGGCACCAUCAAAGGCAAGGGCUGCAUCCAGACCGCCUUCAACGUCCACUUCGGAGAGCGCUGCUGGACCCAGGAUCACUGCCAGCGAGUUUGCCCGACGACGUGUAAGUACAGAGCCUGCACGAAGAACCUCCUCUGCUGCCAUGAGGAGUGUCUGGGCAGCUGCUCGGAGCCCGACGACCCCCGCAAGUGCGUGGCGUGCCGGAACUUCCUCCACCAGGGCAGGUGUGUCGCCGCCUGCCCCAAGGGCUUCUACCGCUUCGAGAGCUGGCGCUGCAUCCCCUUCGAGUUCUGCCAGGAGCUGCACAACAAGUGCAAGAACCCGCAGGAGGGCUGCGACCAGUACGUCAUUCACAACGGGGAGUGCAUCCCUGAGUGUCCAUCGGGAUACACCAUGAACGCCACCACCUUGACCUGUACCCCGUGCGAUGGGCUGUGUCCGAAGAUCUGUCAGUUUGGAGAUAAACCCAAAGUCAUCGACUCGGUCACAGCCGCACAGGAGCUCCGCGGGUGCACUGUGAUCAAUGGGAGCCUGGUCAUUAACAUGCGCGGAGGGAAUAACAUUGCCGCGGAGCUAGAAGCUAACCUGGGGCUGAUCGAGGAGAUCACUGGCUUCCUGAAGAUCCGCCGCUCCUACGCGCUCGUCUCCUUGUCUUUCUUCCGCAAACUCAAGCUGAUCCGGGGGGAGAUGCAGGAGGCUGGGAAUUUCUCCUUCUAUGCAUUGGACAAUCAGAACUUGCGUCAGUUGUGGGACUGGUCGAAACACAACCUCACCAUCAGCCAGGGCAAGCUGUUCUUCCAGUUCAACUCCAAACUGUGCCUGUCAGAGAUCUACAAGAUGGAGGAGGUGACAGGGACCAAGGGGCGGCAGGAAGGCAACGACAUCGCUGUGAAAAACAACGGAGACCAAGCCUCAUGUGAAGACAAGGUUCUGAAUAUCACUUUGAUUAAAACGAGGUCUGAUAUGAUCAUCGUCAAAUGGGAGCCGUUCUGGCCCCAGGAUUACCGGGAUCUGCUUGGGUUCAUGGUCUUCUACAAAGAGGCACCUUAUCGCAACUUGACAGAGUUCGACGGGCAGGACGCCUGCGGCUCCAACAGUUGGGCGAUAGAGGACGUCGAUACCCCCUCUCGUACAGCAGACCCCAAAUCCUUACCAGGGAAGCUCCUCAUUGGGCUGAAGCCUUGGACUCAGUAUGCCAUUUUCGUCAAGACCCUCAUCUCCUCUACUGAGGAGCGCCAGGUGUACGGAGCAAAAAGCGCAAUCAUAUACGUGCGAACCAACGCCAGCGCACCGUCGGUCCCGCUGGAUCCCAUUUCCUCCUCAAACUCCUCGACCCAGAUUAUCCUGAAGUGGAAGCCGCCCUCGGAAUCGAACGGGAAUAUCACCCACUACCUGGUCUACUGGCAGCAGCAGCCAGAGGACAGCGAGCUGUACAGGUUCGAUUACUGUCAGAAAGGGCUGAAGGUGCCGUCCCGUGCACCUACUAAGACAGACAGCGAGGAGACGCACAAGCGCAAUCAGACGGAGGACUUUGAUCAAUCAGGAGGGUGCUGCACCUGCCCCAAGACCGACUCGCAACUCAAACGAGAGGCGGAGGAAUCAGCGUUCAGGAAAAAGUUUGAAAACUACCUCCACAACGUGGUGUUCGUGCCCAGGCCUGCCCGUCGGCGCAGGGAACUAGGUGCUGCGGCAAACAGCAGCUUCCCUGGGGAUCUAACCACGCCAGCCAUCGUUUCCAACACCUCCAUCGACACCUCCACCACGGACAGCCCCAGCGAGGAGUACGUGAAGCUGUCCGAGAAGGUCUGGUUCAAGGAGUCCCUGGUCAUCUCCAACCUGCGGCAUUUCACUGGCUACCGGAUCGAGAUCCACGCCUGCAACCACAACGCCGAGAACGUGGGCUGCAGCGUGGCUGCGUACGUCAGUGCCAGGACCAUGCCUGAGGACAAGGCUGAUGACAUCGUUGGGCCAGUGACGCACGACGUCUUGGAGAACAACGUCGUGUUUGUCAAGUGGACGGAACCCAAAGACCCGAACGGCCUGAUAAUCCUGUACGAGAUUCAUUACAAGAGGCUUGGAGAGACCGAGGAGCUGCACCAGUGUGUCUCUAGGAAGAGCUAUGCUACUGAUCAGGGGUACAAGCUGCAAGUGCUGCACUCGGGGAACUACUCCAUCCGAAUCAGAGCAACCUCGCUGGCUGGGAACGGCUCGUGGACGGAGCCAGCCUACUUCUACGUUAAAGAUUACAGGGAUAACCAUUCGAACCUGGCGAAGAUCGUCAUCGGGCCGGUAAUCUGCAUCAUUCUGGUUCUCGGAGCGGCAGGGGUCGUCUUCAUGGUGGUGAAGAAGAGGCAAACAGAAGGACCAACAGGACCACUCUAUGCCUCAUCUAACCCAGAGUACCUCAGUGCUAACGAUGUGUACGUGCCAGAUGAGUGGGAGGUUCUCCGUGAAAAGAUUACUAUCCUGCGAGAGCUGGGCCAGGGCUCCUUCGGCAUGGUGUACGAAGGAAUCGCAAAGGACAUCGUGAAAGGAGAGCCGGAAAUGAGGGUCGCUGUGAAGACGGUUAACGAGUCCGCCAGCCUGCGAGAACGCAUUGAAUUCCUCAAUGAGGCUUCGGUCAUGAAAGCAUUCGUCUGUCAUCACGUGGUGCGUCUGCUGGGCGUGGUGUCCAAAGGCCAGCCCACGCUGGUUGUGAUGGAGCUGAUGACCCAUGGUGAUCUGAAGAGUUACCUGCGCUCACUGCGGCCCGAGGCAGAGAAUAACCCGGGCAGCCCUCCUCCUACACUGAAAGAGAUGAUCCAGAUGGCAGCGGAGAUAGCUGAUGGCAUGGCAUACCUCAACGCAAAGAAGUUUGUUCACAGAGACCUGGCAGCGAGAAACUGUAUGGUGGGGGAGGACUUCACUGUUAAAAUAGGAGAUUUUGGAAUGACGAGAGACAUCUACGAAACCGAUUACUACCGGAAAGGAGGGAAAGGGCUGCUGCCAGUGAGAUGGAUGGCUCCAGAGUCCUUGAAAGACGGAGUCUUCACAGCACAUUCAGACUGCUGGUCUUUUGGAGUGGUGCUGUGGGAGAUCAGCACAUUGGCAGAGCAGCCGUAUCAGGGUCUGUCUAAUGAACAGGUAUUGAAAUUCGUCAUGGACGGGGGAUAUCUGGACCGCCCGGACAACUGCGCAGAGAGGCUGCACAACCUGAUGCAGAUGUGCUGGCAGUACAACCCCAAGAUGCGACCCACCUUCCUGGAGAUCAUGGAGAUGAUGAAGGACGACCUCCACCCCAGUUUCCAGGAGCUGUCCUUCUUCUACAGCGAAGAGAACAAACCCCCGGAGAACGAGGAGUUCGACAUGGACUUUGAAAACAUGGAGAACAUUCCUCUGGACCCAGCCUCCUACUCCCAGAGAGAGAACAGCUUGGGAAGGGACAACGGGCUGAGGGGGAACUAUGAGGAGCAUGUGCCCUACACGCAUAUGAACGGGGGCAAGAAGAACGGGCGGAUCUUAUCAUUACCCAGGUCCAGCCCAUCCUAACAUUUUCUGUUCACUUUGUUUUUUUUAAGGCCCUACAACACAUCUCAGGACUUUUUACUUGGCUGCCACAGUGUGAGACACAGGAUGCAAAGUUUGUAUUCAUAAUAUUUUUUAAUUAUCAUCCUUUUUUUUUUUUUUUUUUUUUAUUGCCAAGUUUUCCGACUGGUCAGUGGAAUUAACUGUGAGAACCCGUUAUCAAAAGGCUGCUAAAAAAAAAAACCCCGAAAAACUCGCGCCAUCCCACCACCGACCUCCUUCUAGUAAAUCCAAUGGUUUUAAGAGGAAGUGACCUUGAUCUCUGUGGCCUGAAAACAACAGCAAUUUAUUAUUUUCCUUAAAACAAACAGUUUCACUGAUUUACACGAGACACCGGCAUAGGCAGUAUCUCGUGGAACAAAACUCAUCUACUCAAAAAAGGAAAAAAAGGUAUUUUUUUUUGUUCUGCAGAAUUCCAAACUUCACACAGAUCUCUUUUGAUUGUUUUUAUUUUGUUUACUCACGUUACCGGCUGAAGGAUUAUUAUUAUUAUUAUUAUUAUUAUUAUUAUUAUUAUUAUUAUUAUUAUUAUUAUUAUUAUUAUUAUUGUUUUAAAGUGAUUGGACGGAAAUAAUUCCUCAGAUUGACCAAUAGCUGCUGCUUUGACAUUUAGUGUGUAUACAGUAGAAGAUCAUUAUAUAUAUUGUGGUGUGUUUUUUUUGUACAUAAUUUGAUGUGUUAAUGUUUUUACCACAGAGGCUUUUCUUUUCUUCAAAGCCUGUUUUUAUUUUUUUGUCUGAGUCUUUUUGUUGUUUUGUCCCCCGUCCCGCAACCCAAAAAUCUAAUUCAUUAUUUUUAUAAUGAUCAGACUGCCAAGCAAAGUGUAGUCUAGGCUUCACUGGAGGAGUAUUCUGUUCUCAGACGCUGAGACAUGCCAUUAAUAACCAGAGGUUCAUAUACAGACAUGUAGGAUCUGGUUCAUUCACGACGUUUAAAACCGAGUACAAAAAAAAAAAAAAAAAAGUCUUGUUAAGACUGCACGGACCCUAUUCACUAUUACUUAAAGGUUUAUUUAAAUUCUGUUUGAUAUUCAGUAACUGAUCGAGGCUCUCUUUUAAACAACAGUGUCAAAAAGUGAAUAGAAAGUCUCUUCAAAUGCAGCAGGUUUCACAUCCCUGCUUAGUAAUAAUCCUGGCCUAGCGCAUGUUACUUCAGGAAUGAGCUAACUGGAGCCACGCAUGUUUAGAGCUUCUAAAUAGGACUCUGUUUCAGUAGCAGCAGGCAACCUUACAGAUACAGAACAACAUGGACAGCAACAAUGCGACCAUGCUUUUACAACAUGGAUAGCAACAAUGUGACCAUGCUUUCCACUGAAGCCUUGUCAGGUCUGGUUAGCAUUGUGGUUUGCCUGUGUCCUGUGGGGUAGGGUUUGGGAUUUGGUGAUAGACCUGAAGUUCUGUAGAUCUGGCAGGAAUGGAGCAUGUCAGAUGAAUUUUUUUUUUUUUUUUUCAAGACGUUUUUUUCCGUCGCGUUUGCAGUAGGCGUCUGUGUAACGUGAUCUCCGGGUCAGACAAGCUUGUACUUGUAGCGCUUUCUUGAAUAUCUGCGGGUUUCCAGCGGGGUCUCAUUUCUACGUGUGCUUUGCAUCCUUCUUUUUUGUUAUUUUUUUUUUCUCAGUCUUGUAUGCUCAGCACCAACUCAAAUUACUGUGUCACAGUUCUGAAGUGACAGGGUCAGAGGGAUACAGACACAGGACCCAAGGGGAAUUGAAUGUACUUUUUUUGUUUUUGUUUUAUAUAUGUAUUUGAGCCGCUAUCAGAAACCAGCAUUGUGCAGCAGAUCUAAUUCAGUACAGCACCACAAAAUGUAAUCGGUUUUGUGUUUUAAAAUCAGUCCCCUCCCUCCAGCCCCCUUCAGGGUUGCGUUGUGUAGCUUGUUUGUUUAUUUUUCAUUAUCUCGGGAAUUGUGUAAAUAUAUUAGCCGUCUCAAAGUCGUGCCUUUUCAUUAAGAGGCCUAUACUUAAAACAGUUGAGGGAUGUACCUGCUAAAAGCUUUUUUUUUUUCUGUGAAAAGAUAUAUCUUUGUAAGCUUCAAAUCUCUCUUUUUUUUGGUUUUUUCUUUGAGUGGGUUUUAUUUUUCAAUGGAGCAUUUAGCAAUGAAAGUUUCUUAUGAACCUAAGCUUAUAAAGGUGCAGUAUACUCCAAUGUGUUCGAUUUAACAAAACAUAAUUGGUAAACGCUUACCAGCAAUACUCCAGGUAUCUUUUAAGAUGGAUGCUAGCACACUGUAAUUUGUCUCCAGUGUGUGGACACAUCUGCAAAGCAGCUUAGUUGAGGCAGUCCGCAGUGCGACUUCUUCUGAAGUGUAUGGAACAAUCUUGCAAACUCUUAGGACUUGAAAAUCAAUGAAGUAAAACCAAUUCUUUCAAAUACAACAGCAACAAAAAACGACAGUGUAAAGGUUUGACUCGUUGUGUGUAUCUCCAAGGGUUAAACCAGCAUGGGGAUACUGCUUGCUUAUCAGUGAGGUUUAACGUUUGGGGUGUUUCCACAGUAAGGUUGAAUAUCGUAAGCAUUAAGUUCAGUGAUUUCAAAUUUUUAUUUUUUUUAUAACAAACAAAUCUCGUCUACUGCACUUAGUGGUCACAGCAGAGUAAGUUUGAGGUCACAUUUACAGAAUUGCUACAUUUAUAUAUAGAUAUCUUUUUUUCUUGCUUUGUAAAUACUGUGUAAUGUUAAUUUUAACUUGUAUGGUGCCUAGUUUUAGUUGAAAGAAAGAAAAAAAAAAAACUAUGGAGUCUAAUAAAUAUGUCAGCAGCUCUAACACUACAUUAGCUGAAUAAUAAUUCUCACAGUUUUGUAAUUCAGAAGAUUCUUAUAUUUGGAAAAUACAGAAAUUAAUAUUUUAUUUAUUUUAAUAUGAUAGAAAUCACUGUACAACCCCGAUUUGCAUUUUAUUAAAGACAUAAAAAAAGUAAGAUACAGAGCAUGUACAUUUGUUUAUAUAUAUAUAUAUAUAUAUAUAUAUAUAUAUAUAUAUAUAUAUAUAUAUAUAUAUAUAUAUAUAUAUAUAUAUAUAUAUAUAAAAAAGUAAGGAGUUGAAACAGUGGUGCGAAAAUUUUUAUUUUCUGUUCUGGCACAGUCUACCUCAGUGUAUUGUUAGGAUAGUCGUAGUACAGUUAACACAGAACAUCUCCUGGCAUGCCACAGUAUUCUGAUCAAGACCCACUGUAAUUAAUGACAGAUCCAGCAGCAUCCAGAGUGGCGGGUACACCGAGAAAUACUUGGCAGGCACCUGGAACUAAUUUAUUUACAGAACAUGCAUUUACAUUGAUGGCCGGUUAGUACAUAAACUAAAAUAAUGACGUUAUUAAAGAGAAGGGCAAUAGAUGUCCAGCAGAUUACAGCAGUGCUUUGUAUCGUCAUGCAUGCAUUGUCCUUUUUUCCCCCAAAUGUCUCUUGUUACCAGCAAUGGCAGCAAUUUGUAUUCCAACGUCUCGGUUUCAAUAUGAUUAAUCUGUAAAAGAAAAUGCCAAAGGUUAUUUUUUAUUUUUUCAGUCUUGUACUGUAAUCUGAAAAUAUGAACUGUUAUUUUGGCAUGCAGUACACAAGACCAUUUUGCAGAGUUGAGUCUUUCCUUGUUCAGUCGUUUCUAGUGAGUCAGGAUUCCUAGACCUCUAAAGAAGGCGUUGAAAAGGUUAAAAAGUAUAUAUCUUACCUCAUCUUUACCAUUGGACUAUUUGAUAACAAGGUCUUGCCUUAGAUUUUAAAAACAAUGCAUGCUAUAUUUCUGUAUGCACAUGCAGUACCUUUUUUUAUUCAGAAUGACCACACUUGUAUUGUCAAAGCAAAUCUAAAUGAAUUUUUAAAACAGGAUUUUCAAUAUGUGCAGCACAGAGGGGGAGGGCUUUCUAGAAGUGUCUUCUGGAUUUUGGAUUGGUGUCAAACUCGUAUUGAGUUUGUAACUUGAUAUCCCUGGAUCCCUCUAGUGUAUUUUUUUUUUUUUUAAUAACAAAACACACACGCACUCAGUAUCACAAUGUCACAGACACUGGUACCUCAGUGUGUCACGCAGUCCAGUAACAUUGUGAAAAAAGGGGCUUCUGCAUUCAGCAUGUGGGUCAGGCAGUCCAUUCGCAGACACACACACACACAUCUAUAUAUACAUGCAGGAUGUGCUCGCUCAUGCCGCUGGGUUCUAUAGAGUGUGUUUACAGCAGGUUUGAUCCGCAGGUGCCUCUCUGACUGUGGUAGUGAACGGGACUCUUGCAUGGAAUACCAAGCCAUGCUCCUGCUCUGUCCUUCCACAGGCCAGUGCCGCAGGACUGCCGGGGGUUGUGUUAGUAGGCAAAAGAAAACUAUUAAAACUCUAAAUUCUGCAACAGUUAUGUUCUAAGCCAGGUCUUUGUUCCAAUCUAGUCCUAAAUUAAUAAACGAACCCUUGCCUGUUAAAUAAACUAAUAAAUAUCAGGGCCAUUUGGAAAACUAACCAACAGUUGAAGCCCAAACUUUCACACUGUCUAUUUUCACCUUCAGAAGCAGUCGCAGACGACCCAUAAAGCAGUCCAGUGACUGCUGUGGAUUCAAUGAUUUGUCUUGCUAGUACUGUAAUCGUUCUAUACAGAAUCACAGAACCCAUGUUGGAGAUGAGCGUUGUUAUUAUGAGCCCUUUUCCUGCAAGCAAAUAGCUGAAAACCAAAACUGCAGGAGCAGUCCUGCCCCUUUUCGAGUUUCACAAUUUUAAGAGAGAAAUGAAAUCCCGGACAAGCUGUUUCACUUCAGGGCACCAUCAGUUGCAGGUCCCUUGAAAUUGCAAACCCAGCUAACAUCCAAGUUGAACAGACAGAUUUUCACUGGUCAGCGACAUUCAAAAAGAUCGGCUUACCCUUCAAACCAAGCGUGACGUGGCAAUGUUUCGGUUCCCUGCUUGUAAGUUUGUUUUUUUUAUUAAAUAAUAAGUGUCUUGUGAAAAGAUAGCUUUUUGUCGCUGGAAGGGCAGUGUAAAGAUGUUGUAAUAUUAGACAAGCCUAUUGUUUUCCAUGGUAAGAUGCAUUUGAGAAAUUACAGGGGGAAAAAAAUCCCAGUCCUGAUUCUCAGUGCAGACGGUUGCUGUGAGCUGUGUUGUAAAUAAGGGUGGUGGAAGCUUCAAGAGAAAAUAUUCAAAUGUUAAAUCGAAGCUUUUUUUACCUUCUGAAAAAUAUCAGGCUCAAAAGUGGCACAACGCCUUUUUGCAUGGAGUAUUGUGUGACUAAAAGUCCUCAGCUUUAUGCAAAAUCUUAAGGAAGCCCUCUGACAUGUGGUCCAAAAAAAGCAGGCCUUGGUUUUUUUUUUUUUUUUUAAUUGUAUAUUUUACUGUGAAUAUACCAAGAGACCGUGGAUACUAAGCAGAUUCGCCAGGAUUUUGCAGCGGAUUUUUUCGACAUCAGAAACUGCACGCCUCCCUAACGUGGAACUAAAGACUGGAACUAAAGUAUUUAAAAAAAAUAAAUAUAAAAAAGAAUAAGACAUUUAUAGUACCAGGACAAUCUUGUGUGCCAUAACAAUACAAACGUUAGCGAGGCAUGCACAAAGGACUGAGCGAAAUCCUUGCCUGCUCUCCAAGUCCUAGCCACCCACCCAGUUUUAUUGCAAUCUACUGCUGGAUCCAAAUAAUAUACAACACAACAAAACCUGUCUGCUUCCUCAGACAUCGCCCCACAUGGUUGUUCUGCACAUUUACCCAGCGCGAAAGGGUCUUGGAUCAGAAUAAAGAAACUGGCUCUACAGGAGUAUUGAAAGUUUUUAAGAUAUUGUGAUUGUAUUAUUAUUUUUUAAGAUUCUAUGUGCUUACACAUCAAAGGCCAAUGUGAGGUUGUUUAGAUACCCUUCUGCUUGGCUCAGUGUUACUGUAUUUGGAUAUGUGAAUUAUUUUUCAAGGAGGAAAAAAAUAACAAAACAACAAACUUGUUUCUACUUGGCUAAACCUGGCUUGCUUUGUUUAAAAAUAACAAUUUGAAUAACCGUACGCCAUGCAAAAAUUAAGUAAAUAAUAUGACACGGCGCGAGUCUUAUUUUUACAUGUUUAUUAAGAAAAGAUCAUGAAUGCAUGAAUUCUCCUCAAAACUUGUGAAGUUCCCAUAAUGUAAAUAUUUUCUAUAUGUGUCCCGUAACUGAUUUGAGACGCUUCAAAAGGGUGUGGAAAUAAGCACUUGUAUAAUAUUCAGGUCUGUUAUUUUAGCCACAAUAAGCUCAACAGCAAAGCAAGCUGGACGCUAAAGCAUGGUUUGAGGCAAGGCAUUUAUGUAUUGUAUUGUUAAAAAAAAUAAUAAUAAUUAUUACUUUUACAUAUGUUAAUUUUCAACUUUUUUUUUUUUUUUGGUUGCCAAAAAUAGGGAAAGGCAAAAAAAAAAAUUAAAAAAGAGUAAGCAAGUUUCUACCUGUAAACUUUUACUUCUCUUGUAACAUAACGAUGUAUAUAGCUUUUACUAAAUAAAACAAAAGUGAGAUGUCCUUUGCUCAUGCCACCACCCCCUCCAGUCUGGGAAUUGUGACAAAUGUAUAAUAGGGUUUUAAACAGAGCAGAGCAGCAAACAUCUUUAAAAACGGUGUCACCUGCCUGGAAAUCUAGUGGUAUCCCAUGAUUCCUGUCCUUUUAAAAUCUUCAGAGAUUCUUGUCAAGUACCUGACUAUUUAUUUAGCACUUAUCAGAAGUGAUCGAGCCCGUUGUCUGGGUUUUACCUGCGGGUAUCUUCAAUAUAUGCCCUUGCAAUGUCGUUUCUUUUCCUGUCACUUAAUGCCAGAUAGGAAGUGUUCUGUGUUUUUAUUUUGUUACCAGACGCUUCUUUUUCAGGAACGUGCUUCGUGGGGAGAAGAGGAAUCCCGUUUGCUUCGAAAUGUGUAAACUGGAAAUGAGCUCUUUUCAGACUGAUAACAUUAAAAAAAAAGCUGCUUCAACUCCACAAUGUAAUAUCUGUCUGUGUGGGAUUACCGACUUACGAUAUGGUAUUCCUGUCUGCAAGGCUGUAAUCGCAUAGCCAUUAACACUAGGUCUAACACAUGAUGAGCCAGAUUCACAGUGCUGCAGUGCAUAUUUAUAGAGCAGAAGAGGUGGCUCGUUUACGCACACAGUCAAGCUUGGACUGAAUCCAGAUCCUCUGCAGUGAAUCUGACUAAAUAGACCACCCCCAUUAAGUUAAAACACUGCUCCCUUCCAGUUUACACAUAAUAAAAAGGUGCCCCCCCUUCCCCCCCGCCCCUUUUAAGUGUUCUGUAUUGCUGUUGGAUAAGUCUUUGCCAUAGUUUUAUUUUUUCUCUCUGUUUUAUAAUGCUGCUCUUUUUUUUCUUUGUGCACAUAGACAGCCUCAGAAUGCUUGAGUAGCCUCGCAGGAUACCUCUCGUUUUUAAUUUUUAAGAUAUAUUUAAGAAAAAAAAAAAAAAAAAAAAAAAAAAGGAUCAAAAUGUGCCAUGAUUAAAAUAACGCUUGACGAUUUAUUUUUUCAAUGUUUUCAAGUAGAGCCAAGCAGAGACAUGUACAGAAAAUAUGUUGGAAUGAUGAGAAAAAAAAAAUAAAAAUCUUGCUGUGUGUAAAUUAUUCAAUGAUUAACUGUUUAUAUUAAAAUUAUGAAUAAAAUGAUCGGAGAGUG